CUGUCUGAUAUUCAAGCAAAAUACAUAUAUUAAAGCAUUGAGUACUGAAAUGGAGUCUGCUAUAGCUGGACGUAGGCGGACAACCGCACGACAUUCAGCAGAGGAUCAGGCUCUCGAUCAGAUAGCCAAGGAGGAUGGAUUUUCCAUACAUACUUUCAGGCAGAAGCUAGAUUAGCUGCUAGAAGACAGGCAAGAGCGGAAGCUAGAGAAAUACGAAUGCGGGAGUUAGAAAGACAACAGAAAGAGGCAGAGGAAAAUGCAGAUAGGGUGUAUGACAUGUGUUCAGCUGAUGUGAAUAGAACAAUGAGAGUAACACCUGAUUCUGUGAGGUCAUCGCGUCUCCUCACGAAUUCUAACAAUUUCCAAUCCAGUCGAAGAUCUUCCGAAGAUUCACUGGAAGAUGCUGGCCUAAGCAGAGACCUCAGGUUAGAAUUGAAAGAAUUUGAAGAAAAAUUUAGAAAGGCGAUGAUAGCCAAUGCUCAGUUAGACAAUGAAAAAUCUUCGUAUGCUUAUCAAGUCGAUCUAUUGAAAGACAAAUUGGAGGAACUAGAGGAGACGGUUGCACAACUUCGUAGGGAACUUAGAGAAAAGAAUCGCGAGUCUGAACAGUUAAAAAGACUCAGUCAAACAUUGAAAGACGAGUUAGAUGUAUGCCAUGCACAAUUAAUAGAAAGAGAUACGCUUAUACAAGAAAACGGUUUAGUUAUUGUCGAUGAUGAAGGAAGUGAAAACGAAGAUAAUGAAAUUGAGAACGGUCCACGUCCAAGACGAAGAGUACUAGUCAGUACAGAAGCAGCAGAAUUAUUGCAAAACGCUGGAAAGGGUUCACUAGAUGUCCGGCUGAGAAAAUUUGCUUCUGAAAAAAAAGAAUUGCAAGAUGAGAUACGACAUCUUAGAUUGGAACUAGAAGAGACAAGAAACCGUAUUAGAUCCGAAAGAUCGCCUGGUUCAGUAUUAGGUUGCUUAUCAGACUCCGAAGAUGUGCAACGUGAAGCAAACAAGCUUUUGGCCGAUUACAAGUUCAAGCUUCAAAAAGCUGAACAAGAUAUGUCUACUUUGCAAGCUACUGUAGCCAGGCUAGAAAGUCAAGUAAUACGUUAUAAGUCAGCAGCAGAGGCAUCUGAAAAAGCGGAGGAUGAACUGAAAGUAGAAAAGAGAAAGUUACAAAGAGAAGUCAGAGAGACUCAAGGCCGUGUAGAAGAACUGGAAACGGCAAAUUCUCACUUACAGAGGCGAUUGGAUAAACUUAAAAACGCAAAAUCCGCUCUGUUGAAGGAGCUUUGACGGGACGACUUCUUGGGGUCUGUACAAUGAGUCUGCCAUUUUUCGAUUCACUGGGAACCGUGUGCCGAUGUUGCCUCACACAACAUGAGAUACUACUUAACGCAUUGAAAUAUAAUUUAUGCGAACGGAACACGUACAUAUAGUAAUCGUUACGCGGAUUUUACCAUGAUUUUAAUUGAUUUUUAAUUGUACAAUACUGCAUACAAGUAUGGCAUUCCAAAAUGGCCACCGCUGUGCAAUGGUCUUUUGGCAUUGGGAUGCCAUAUUUGGAUUAAUUAUACGCUAAACUGCUGUGAAAAGAAGUCGCUGUUUUAUAUUCAACACGUUCUUUUCUUUCAUUAAUUUUUUUUUUUUUUUUUUUUUUUGACACUAACAAUUAUUCUGCAUUUCUUAGUAAAAGAAAGAAAAAGAGAAAAAAACGAAGAAAAAGAAGUAACAGCCUUUUCAAUGCAUUUCAAACACCGAAUAUUUUUUCGUUAAUUUUGCGAACAGUUAUGGAGUCGAUUCGUAAUAUGUAUAUUAUUUUGAGGAAAAAUAUUCUGACUCGUGUAUUAUAAAUGGAAUUAAAUAUUUUCCAUGCCUUUAUUUUUUGAGGCACAAUCUUUCAUGUUACUUUAGUUUUUGCUCAUUGGAGCAACUUCGAUGGGAACUUGAAGAUAACCGUAUAAUAGUUAUUCAGAAUAAUUUAUGAUAUACGGGUCAAUUAAAACAUUGCGUACGUCAAUGAGUGUAAUUUUUGUGUUACAUCGAAUAAUUUAUAAACGAUAUUUCUACAGAUACAAAAUAUUUAUAACUCCUAUGAGAACCGUGUUAAUAGUUAAAGCUAGAAUUUCGAAUGGAAGCAACCAAUCUACAAUAUUCAUUUUCUACUAUCGAUCGUCUACUGUGAAAUCUUGAUAAACUUUUUUAAUUUUUUAUAUCGUAUUGUCGUAUCUAAAAAAUCGAUAUUAGAUUGUAUGCCGAAUAGAAUGAUAAAGAUAACUGGAACAUUUGAAAUUCCUUAAAAAGAAAUAUUCCUGCUGAUUGUGGUGUUAAAGUUGUUAAUGAUAGCAUUUUUAAUCGAUUGAAUUGUCUCCAGAACUGAACUUUUUAUUCCUCUGACUGAUGCGAAGCAAAAGAAAGUAGAUGUAUGAUAGUGUGGUCUUUGUACAUUCGAAAUAAAUUAAACUAUGUUGUUGAAGCUA
Bombus terrestris (buff-tailed bumblebee) is the source of this 2468-nucleotide messenger RNA. RefSeq names its product leucine-rich repeat flightless-interacting protein 2. Gene Ontology annotation, biological process: regulation of DNA-templated transcription. The record is from RefSeq and is a predicted model, not a curated record. The transcript is spliced from 8 exons. Lineage: Eukaryota; Metazoa; Arthropoda; Insecta; Hymenoptera; Apidae. The coding region runs from base 217 to 1284 and encodes 355 amino acids.